Messenger RNA from Scleropages formosus (Asian bonytongue), 3194 nucleotides. It is a transcript of the gene clpxa, whose product is annotated as caseinolytic mitochondrial matrix peptidase chaperone subunit Xa. The record is from RefSeq and is a predicted model, not a curated record. Lineage: Eukaryota; Metazoa; Chordata; Actinopteri; Osteoglossiformes; Osteoglossidae. Gene Ontology annotation, cellular component: mitochondrial matrix. Bases 214 to 2088 code for a protein of 624 amino acids. Gene Ontology annotation, molecular function: zinc ion binding; ATP hydrolysis activity; ATP-dependent protein folding chaperone. The transcript has 15 exons. Gene Ontology annotation, biological process: protein folding.
ACAAAGUCGGGCUGAAACAGACGCGAAAGAGCAGGCCGUUGAAGUGCUCUGUCGCCGACCCAGUUAGCCACAUCGUGGGAUUACAGGGCACCCGGAUCGGUAUUGACACACCGGCAUGAUCGCACAUGUGAUCGGUACCGUACGACAAUAAUCUGACAGUCUGACUUGAGUAUUUUCACGCAGCGAACGGAGCAUAACACCGCCGCGAAGGCCAUGUCCUGUACGUGCUCCUCUGCUGCCAGGCUUCUGCUGGGCUCCGCUCAGAAAGGAAUCUCUUGCUCUCGGGUUCAGCUGUUUGCCCUGAUCAGGCCGGGAAUUCACGAAGUUUACCUGGCUCCCAGAGUCCCUUCGAGAUCGUUCUCGGAGACGUCCGUGUAUUUUGCAUCCAAGGAGGGAACAACAAAGGAUGGCUCUGCAGAUGGCGGAAAGAAGUCAUCUGUUGAAGGCGGUGGUAAAAGAUCUUCUGGAAAUUCGGGGAAAGGAGGAAACCAGCUUCGUUGUCCCAAAUGUGGAGAUCCCUGUACUCAUGUUGAGACAUUUGUCUCUUCGACACGCUUCGUUAAAUGUGAAAACUGUCAUCACUUUUUCGUGGUGCUCUCGGAGAUGGAUUCCAAGAAAAGCUUGAACAAAGAGCCCGAGUCUGCAGCUGAAGCUGUUAAAUUGGCUUUUCAGCAGAGGCCACCUCCACCACCCAAAAAGAUUUAUGCAUACUUGGAUAAGUAUGUGGUAGGCCAGUCCUAUGCUAAAAAGGUGCUGUCAGUGGCUGUGUACAAUCACUACAAGCGCAUCUAUAGCAACAUGCCAACGGGAACCCGGCAGCAGGCCGAGGUGGACAAACAGUCUUCGUUGACACCACGAGAGCUAGAGAUAAGAAGACGGGAGGAUGAAUAUAGAUUUACAAAGCUGCUUCAGAUAGCUGGGAUCAGUCCUCAUGGCAAAGCGCUUGGCGCCUCUAUGCAGCAACAGAUGGACCAGCCGGCUUCUCAGGAACUGAGGGGAGGUGAAGUCCUUGAUUCCAACCACAGUGACAUCAAACUGGAGAAAAGCAAUAUUGUCCUGCUGGGCCCCACUGGAUCAGGCAAAACCCUGUUGGCCCAGACUCUGGCUAAAUGCCUGGAUGUUCCAUUUGCCAUCUGUGACUGUACCACACUGACUCAGGCUGGAUAUGUGGGAGAAGACAUCGAGUCUGUGAUUGCAAAGCUGCUGCAGGAUGCAAACUAUUCAGUUGAGAAAGCUCAGCAAGGUAUAGUCUUCUUGGAUGAAGUUGAUAAGAUUGGCAGUGUUCCUGGCAUUCAUCAGUUGCGAGAUGUGGGCGGGGAAGGAGUUCAACAAGGCUUACUCAAGCUUCUGGAGGGAACGGUCGUCAAUGUGCCUGAGAAAAACUCGAGAAAGCUAAGAGGGGAGACGGUUCAAGUGGACACAACAAACAUUCUGUUUGUAGCAUCUGGUGCUUUUAAUGGGCUUGAUAGGAUAAUCAGCAGGAGGAAGAAUGAAAAGUACCUUGGCUUUGGUGCACCGUCCAACUUAGGCAAGGGGCGUCGCGCCGCGGCUGCCGCCGACCUAGCCAACAGCAGCGGUGAGGUGGACACAGUGCAGGAGAUGGAAGAAAAGGACCGGCUGCUCCGCCUCGUGGAGGCUCGCGACCUCAUCGAGUUCGGCAUGAUCCCUGAGUUCGUGGGACGCCUUCCCGUGGUGGUGCCGCUGCACAGCCUGGACGAAGAGACACUGGUGCGCAUUCUGACGGAGCCACGUAACGCCUUGGUGCCGCAGUAUCAGGCACUCUUCAGCAUGGACAAGUGUGAACUAAAUAUGACUCCAGAUGCCUUGCAAGCCAUAGCCAGAUUGGCUUUGGAGAGGAAGACUGGUGCUCGUGGACUUCGGUCCAUUAUGGAAAAGCUGCUGCUUGACCCUAUGUUUGAGGUGCCACAUUCUGACAUCAUCGCUGUGGAGGUGAACACGGGCGUAGUUCAAGGAAAAUUAAGUCCUAGAUAUAUUAGGGCCCCUGCUAAAGAAACCACUGAUGAGGAAUAUGAUUCUGGGAUCGAAGAGGAAAGUUGGCCUCGGCAGGCAGACAUAGCCAAUAACUGACAUCACUGUUCCGUUUAUGAGCCUCUCAAAACGUCUGACAAAAUUCCACCAGUUAAGAAAACACCCCGUUGGUCAAUCCCAGUAGAAUUAAGCACAUAUAGUUGAGAAGGAGAUUGUUAUUCAGAAGCAAUUUAAUGCUUGGUCCCUGUUUAUUUCUAUACAUUUCAGUAACGAGUUUUAUUAACAACCUUUAACUUUACAUUUGGUUUCCUUUGCUGGAAGACUGUUACCAUUUUUGUUUGUGUACAUUUUAUUUUGUCAACAACUGAAAUUGAGUGUAUAGUUUUUGUUUCAUUAACUUCACUGAAAUGGUUCUGGAACAAAACAGGCAGAGCCGGGAUCAUAGCGUAAAGCAUUUUGCCAAGCUACGUAUCGAUUACAGCUAUAAUUGUGUUAAGAGAAUGAAAUUCUGUGAGUAUCUAGGCUGUUUUUGAUACUUUUUCUGCCAUUGUCCUGACUUUCACAAGCAAACCUCUGAUGGGGUAUAACAAAGCUGAUGUUUUUUUUAGCUACCAAGUUUUUCUCUUCCCAACUUCCCCUCACUUCCCUUUCUAAAGUGUUACCCACCUGGACCAACACGAUUAUACUUAACGUGACCUUUGUAGCUGGUCCUUUAGGCUACUGUCAGUUUAAAUUAAUUUUUAGUAUAUUCCUGUGGAUAGCAAACAGUGGCCGUGCACGACACCAGUCCUUUCUGAUGUAAAAGGAAGCGUAUUUGCAGCGUGGGUCUGAGGGAAUUCUUGUCUGGCUUCUUUCAAACAUUUCGUGCAGUUAUUUUAACGCUAAGGUGUACGACUUUGUGAGCAGUAUGAUUCAAUGAGCCUUCCCGCGAAAGCCAUGAUUAUAUUAAUGCAGCGUUCAGGUCGAACCGCUACGGUUUUUUUAAACAUGUCCCAACCAGCUGGCUGAACUGUGUAUAUUGUGUAUAUUGUUUAAAAAGGAAAAAAAAAAAGUGAUUUUACUUUGAAAACACCUAAUUCUCUUUGAUAUAACUCACGCAAGCGAAUGGGGGCAAACCUAAAAACAUGAACCCGAGGAUGUGACUGUUUACGUACGUAAAUGAGACAUAUGUAUACAAAUACGAAUAAAAGCUUGUUUUAAAUAAA